Molecule: messenger RNA, 2111 nt
Organism: Labeo rohita (rohu)
Lineage: Eukaryota; Metazoa; Chordata; Actinopteri; Cypriniformes; Cyprinidae
Gene: col26a1
Product: collagen alpha-1(XXVI) chain
Exons: 14
Coding region: 331-1605 (424 amino acids)
Molecular function (GO): protein binding
Source: RefSeq, a predicted model, not a curated record
UUGGUUGUGUUUUAGAACUCCGUGUAUUUGUUUUGGCCUAUAGAUCACACAGUACCUGGGCGGCGUUUUAGAUGUCAAAAACGCUGUAGCGUUUCUGGCAAUGCUGACUAUGAUGUAGUAGGUACUAGAUAGUCAGCCAAAUAGGUUAUGAGACGCAGCCAGUGUUUUACUCUAGAAGAGGGGAUUGUAUUUUAGUCUAGUCAGUGAUUGUCUCUCUUCACCCGUCAGGUCUUUCAAUAAGUCACUCAGGCGUUUAACAACAGCUCGUCUGAGCAGGAUAACAUCAGAUAAAGCACAGGGAAUAAGGGAAGACCUGUUAGACGUCGGACCAUGCGUGAGGGAUUUUGGAAACUUUUUUGUAUUUUCAUGUUUUGCUUUCGUGCUUUCAAAGCUUCAGCAGCUAUUUAUCAGGUUCCAGUGAGACUGCAGCGCACUGUGUCGGAACACAACACUGGAGCAAACACACUCAACAGGAACCGGUGCCAGUACACAGUACAGAAGACCGUUUCAUGCCAGACACAAAAUGGGACAGAGACUGUUGUGCAGCGUCUGUUUCAGAGUUGCCGAUGGCCUGGACCGUGUUCAAACCUCAUCAGCUACAGAACUCUGGUGAGACCUGUGUACAGAGUGACCUACAGGAAAAUCACUUCUCUGGAAUGGCGAUGCUGUCCAGGAUUCCAUGGAGAAGACUGCAGAGAGGAGUGCAUGAACUGUACUGGUUAUGCUGACAUCAAAGAGCGCCUGAGUGUCAUUGAAGAUCAGAUAAUGUUAAUGAGAGACGCUGAGGCACCUCCCCUCCCUCAGUCCAGCCAAUCACCCGAGAGAACAGCUGAUAAUGAGGUGGACAGGACACAUCCCUCACCAGUAACACCCAAUGCCAUUGGCCGACCAGGACUAAGAGGACAACCAGGACCUGUCGGGCCACCAGGUCCCCCUGGACCUCCAGGACCUCCUGGACCUUUAGGAAAGAUAGGGUUUUCUGGGAAACCUGGUUCUAUAGGACCUAGAGGACCUCAAGGACUGCAAGGCCCACCAGGUGAAAUAGGACUUCCUGGGCCACCUGGGCCACCUGGGCCUCCAGGGCCCUUCUCCCUCAGGGGGGACGUUUUCACUGUAACGGCUAAACAACAUGCCCAGUAUGAAGAUAGUGACUUUGCUACCUACCGUGACCUGCAGGCUUUUCUUGGUCCUCCUGGGCCCUCCGGCCCUCCUGGUCCACCAGGGCCUGCAGGACCACCUGGACAUCCAGGUGCUCCAGGGAAAAAUGCUGCCUUAAGCCUUUCAGGCACACCAGGUGACAGGGGACCCAAAGGAGAUCCAGGUGAAAGAGGUCAGCCAGGAAUAACAGGAAAGCAAGGAGAGCCUGGUUUUCCAGGUCCUAAAGGUGAGCCAGGAGAGACUCCAGCAGAGGUGCAGCAGUUGAGGGAAGCGCUGAAGAUUCUGGCCGAGAGGGUUCUCAUUCUAGAACACAUGAUCGGCAUUCAUGAUACUCUGUUGGACUCCGGCUCUGGAAUAGAUCUCCUGGCGGACUUCAUGCUAACAGGCAGCGCUAAAAAUGUUGCCGAUGCCAGACCCUCCUCUCCUCUUACCACAGACAGAGAGUAGCCGGACUCUGUUGGGUAUGAAGAGUAAAUAACAAACACUUGUGACCACAAGGCCUUUAUCUCCUGUCUGUUGCUUUGAAGGACAGAUCCCUCAAUGUAUUUGUUCAUGAGUAUGAUAACAGUGGCACUGAUCUUUUUUGUUUUAUUUACUUUAUGUAUUUAGUUUAAUUGUCAUAUUCUCUUUUUUACAUUUUGAAAUCACUGUAUUUACCUGUUGAAAAUGUGUUUUCAUUGCUGUUUUACUUUCAUAUGUGACCCUGGACCACAAAACCAGUCAUAAGUAGCACGGGUAUAUUUGUAGCAAUAGCCAAAAAUACACUGAUUUUUCUUUUAUGGCAAAAAUCAUUAGGAUAUUAAGUAAAGAUCAUGUUACAUGAAGAUAUGUAGCAAAUUUCCAACUGUACAUAUAUCAAAAAUUAAUUUUUCAUUAGUAACAUGCAUUGCUAAGAACUUCAUUUGGACAGAUCCCAGAUUUUCAAAUAGUUGUAUCUCUGCCAAAUACUGUCC